UUAAUCCGUCUCCACAACAAACAAUCACCAUCACCACACCCCUCGCUGAUACAUCGGUAUCUCGGUGCAAUAUGUACGGGAGAAAACGUAAAAAACGAUGACGACAUAUAUAUCUUGUCCGUUCCCGGGCGAGACAAGUAUAUAGAUAUCCUUCCCCGGCUUCCCCCCGCUGGGUUGCCUAUAGCACCUUUUCCCUAUCUCUCCAAAGCCAACAUGACUCUUCCGACUCACUUCACACUAAACACCGGCGCUGAAAUACCUGCCGUUGGCUUUGGCACAUGGCAAGCAGCUCCCAAUGAAGUGGAGCGCGCCGUAGAGACCGCGCUUCAAACAGGAUACCGACACAUUGACUGCGCAGCUAUCUAUCGUAACGAAGCUGAAGUAGGCGAAGGCAUCCGAAAAAGCGGCGUCCCUCGCUCUGAGAUCUUCAUCACGGGAAAGCUAUGGAACACGAAACAUGCACCCGAAGACGUCGAGGGAGCUCUGGAUCAAUCGCUCAAAGAUCUUGGGACUGACUACGUGGAUUUGUUCCUCAUGCAUUGGCCUGUAGCUUUCAAUGGCGCCCCCCAAAAAUGGUUCCCCCUCCGCCAAAACGGCCUAUUCGAUCUCGUCUCCAUCGACCCAGCCGAGACUUACAAAGCCAUGGAGAAACUCCUCUCCACUGGAAAGGUACGCGCAAUUGGCGUCUCCAAUUUCACGGCAAACCGCCUCACCAACCUCCUCUCUAAAAUCAACGUCGUCCCCGCUGUCAACCAGAUCGAAGCUCACCCUUACCUCCAACAACAAGCGCUCUUCGAUUUCUGCAAGGAGAAAAACAUUCUCAUAGAAGCGUACUCCCCUCUCGGUAACAACCAAACGGGUGAACCUCGGACAGUGGAUGAUCCGUUGGUUGGGAAGAUCGGAGAGAAGUUGGGCAUGGAUGGUGGACAAUUGUUGGCUAGUUGGGGUGUGCAGAGGGGCACUGUAGUGCUACCCAAGAGUGUGACUCCGCACCGGAUAAAGAGUAAUUUGCUGGUGAAGAAGAUCACAGAUGGGGAAUUUGCUGAGCUGAAUGGAUUGGAGCGACACAAGCGCUUUAAUGUACAAUCGCGAUGGGGCUUUGACAUUUUUGAGGAGCUUGGGGAUACUGAGGUGCAGGAGAUCGCGAAAGGUCUUGCAGAGGAGAAUCUUACAAAGUUUACUGUUUAG
Messenger RNA from Periconia digitata, 1188 nucleotides. NCBI's taxonomy places the organism in Eukaryota, Fungi, Ascomycota, Dothideomycetes, Pleosporales, Periconiaceae. The record is from the annotation of a GenBank genome assembly.